CCAGCAUCUUGCUGUUAUAUCUCCAUCUGAAGUCUCAUUGAUGAUGUCAUAUACGAAAUGGAAAACCAAAAGAACACCAAAUGGGAAGGUUAACUUGAACACAACAGCUAAGCUUUGUCUGUGCAUCCUUCUUUGAAGAAAACCAACUCUUGACGUUUUCUAUGUUUAGUUCCAGUAAACUUGCCGAUGAGGCCAUCCUCCACCUUUAGAUACUGAAGAAACUACCUAACUACCUAGUGCCCAGGCUCCUCAGCUGUUACCACCACUCAUGUAUACCUUAAGGAUCUGUAGCCAUGAACCUCCUACUGCUCACUAAUGAAUACAGUUAAAUACAACUCCUCUCCCUCUCUUUUAUUAUGAAGGGUCAAAUUUUACUAUGCUGUAUCUGACGGCUUCCGGGGAUUCCUGUGUCUGAGUAGCUUUUUUUUUAGAUAUAUCUGACGGUUUCCGGGGAUUCCUGUGUCUGAGUAGCUUUUUUUUUUUAGAUAAGGGUGAUAUAGAUUACUUUUUGUGAUUAGGUGCUACUUAAGGGAUAUAUAGACGACUUCCAGGGGAUUGCUGUGUCUGAGUAGCUUUUAUUUUUAGAUAAGGGUGAUGUAGAUUACUUUUUGUGAUUAGGUGCUACUUGAGGGAUGUACAGACGACUUCCGGGGAUUCCUGUGUCUGAGUAGCAUUUUUUUUUUAGAUAAGGGUGAUAUAUAUUACUUUUUGUGAUUAGUUGCUACUUAAGGGAUUCGAACCUGAGACCUCCAGGUUCAAGGCUAGUGGUAUUACCACCACUAGACCAAACCCUUGUUUGUCCUGUGUCUGAGUAGCUUAUCCUGAAGUAUUUUGGUUACUGAUGAUGGAUUCGGAAUAUAGACUUGAAAUAGAUUAGUAGGCAGAAAGCAUAUAGGUAGCUCAACUGGAAUAGUCGGUUACUCAUCUGAAUAUAUAUGUUACUUCAGUAAGUGCUUAUUGGAGUAAAUUGUUGGCAUUGCUCUGCUUUUGUUUAGGUAAUCUUACUCCUGUUUAGUUUCAACUUAUGCUUAUCUAAGAAAAUCUUAUUGAAUGUAGGAAACCAAUGUACUAUACUUUGUAAAGCUCAAUGCUGCCAUUCGCAAAUGGGCUGAGAGAUGCUCAUUUUUCUUAAAUCCUAGGGUAAAUACGAUAUAUUAGCCACAACUAUUAUGAAGCGGGGAAUUAUAGCCACAACUAUGUAAAUUCAAAUUAUUAGCCAUAACUAUUGUUGCGGGUCAAGAUAUGGCUAAUUGUCGGUUACUAUUAUUGAGUAGGCCACGGCAGCAGCCACGUCGGACUGCUUUUAAUUUAUAACUUUAAAACAUAAAAGUUUAGUCAGUAUUACUAACAGAAUUGCUAACAAAGAGUUAACGUUUGGCUAAUAAUUUGAAUUUUCAUAGUUGUAGCUAUAAUUCGCCACUUCAUAAUAGUUGUGGCUAAUAUAUUGUAUUCACCCUAAAUCUUAUACCAGCAUGCAUGUAAAAGACAUUUUACGUAGAAUUUGUGUAGCCCUGCUGUCUACUUUUACGUCAAAAAUACACCUACAAGGUUGUAAGAUCCCGUCGGCAAUGAUCUCUAAUCUUGAAAACGGCCAGGGUGACACAUAUCGACUAGCAGAGAAGAGUGGAUAUUCUUCCAUCUAGCCGUGUCUCACUUGCCAAUAUAAUUCUCAUUGCCAUAUCUGGAAUGCUUGUCUGAUGUCAACAUUAUCCGCAUUAAUUUAGAAAUUUACGACCAUUUUCUCUCUUCCCCCCCCCCCCCCCCCCCCCCCCCCCCCCUUUCCUAAUAGUAACCACUUGCUUUUAGGUAUGUGGAAAGCAUUCAUCUCUAUGGAUUUCUCUCUGUUUGUUAAUUGAUGGUGAUGAAUUGCAGAUAUGUAGGGAUUUUAGACAGUAGUUAACGAUCAAUCCCUUCGUUGGUGUGCUCAUAAAAAAGUAUGUUGGAAGCACAACAUCUGGAACUUACUUAUCAAUCUGGAAUAUGUUCUGUUUUUUGUUCGUUAGAUCCUUAUAUUAUUUUCUGCCAGCAAAUCAAUGACUUCAAAAACAAUGUUCAAGUUUUUACCAGAAUGGCUUUUGCAAAUCGUGAAUAUGACUUAACCUAGAAGGAGAUCUUUCAGAUCCUGAUACUUCAAUCUUUCAUGCAUGGGUUACUUGCUUAAAGCUCAAUGUUUAUAUUCUCUUUUGAGUUGAAUAGGGAUCAUAAAGAAAACAAGAACCGUCAUGGAGUGCUUACAUCGCUUUUGCAGGGAAUGCAUUGACAAAUCAAUGCGAUUCGGGAACAAAGAGUGCCCGGCUUGUCGUACCCAUUGUGCAAGUCGGCGUUCUUUGAGAGAUGAUCCUAAUUAUGAUGCUUUAAUUGCAGCUUUAUAUCCUGAUAUUGAUAAGUAUGAGGAAAAGGAAUUGGCUUUCCAUGAAGAGGAAAGGACUCGGAACAAGCAGAUACAAGCAUCUAUAGCCCAAAUAUUUCAAAGGCAGUCAGAAGCAUUGGCGAGGAGGCGGAACAUUGGAAAAGAAUCACCUGCACAAUUUGCUGCCAGAUCACAGAGGAACCUUCGAACUACUCAAUCAAGGAGACAGAGAAACAGAAGAAGUAUGGAUUAUCAAGGAUCUGAAGAUAUGGAGGAAGAAAAUAACGAGGACAAUGUAGACGGCAAGGAUUCGUCCUCUGCUGAUGAACGAUCUCCAGAAGUUAGGCCGAGAAGACGAAGGGGACGACCAGGGCUGAGGACCUCUCAUCCGCCUUCUUCAUUAGGAGUGAACUCUGGAGGAGUUACUGCUGACAAUAAUGAUCAAGAAACUAGCCGAGAACACCAGGGAAUGUCUCUCGUGCUCCCAUUUAUUAAUACUGAAAUGCUUAAUUGGGGGAGGGGCGGCACGAGGAGCAACACCCGGCAUGGCGCUGCUAGUAGCAGCAAUAAUAGGCACAUGCGAAACAGUCGCAUAUCAAAGCUGAUGGAGCAUCUUAAAAAUACAUCAGUUGAAGAAAAAACUGAGGAAGAGGUUUUGGAAGAAGUUGAGUUGAUCGGAUAUGAGAUGUGCUUUAGAAAGAAAAACAUAAUUGAAAGUGACCUCACUUGCUAUUUUCUGUUUUCACAGUCGGAUUUGAAUCUGAUAGUACUUCCCCUGGAGAAAGAAUCCUCACCAAGUUUGGAACAGCCUUAUUUUCGCUGCCGAUCUACCUCGUCUAUUGGACAAAUCCGGGAGUUCAUUGCUCAGAAAUUGUCACUGACUGCUGAAGAAGUCGAUCUCUAUUUGGUGGCUGAGUUCUAUGGCAUGCUUCCCACCCUUGAAACUCCAUCUUCCAAGGAUGGCCUGCAGGUAUUGGUAAACAACGAGGAAACAUUAGCAAUGCUAACAAGAGGCCAUGCUGACUUUCCCACGAGCUACCUUCCCAGAAGUUGUUUGAUGAUAGCAUUCAACAAGAAGCUGAAGGUGGAGCGGGAAGCUGCUGCUAGUGGAGGACGAAUGGAGGCUGAGGCAGCUUCUGGCGCCAAGUUGGAAGUAAAGGAGGAGCAAUAAAAAGAAAGAGGCUUCUGGAUCUGGACGAUGAGGCGUGUCAUACAAAUACUGUAGCUUUGUAAGUUAUGGGUUUGCAGUAUAAGGACCAAAACUACAGGCAAAAAGUUCAUAAUCCUUCGACAUUGAGGCUUUCGUGUUGUAGCCUGCAGGUCUCUUUAUCAAAAUUGGAAGGGCAGGAAUGUGUAGGACAUUUCUCUCGCGUUUCAAUUUAUAAUCCGCGGAGAAUGAAGCCUAGUCGGCAUAGCAUAGGGUCCAGUUUGUUUCCAUAAGGACUUACCAGUGUUCAGUCUGUUGCACAGAAAUAUAAUCGUCAUUUUCUGUAAUUGCUGAAUUAAUCAAGGAAGUCAAGACAGCAGAACAUAGCUACUUUCCUAUUAACUGAACCAACCCCCGGGCGAAGCAAGGAACACAGUGGUUGUGGAAUGAGCUCCUCGUCGUGAAUAGCAGUCUAGCCGAGCUUGGAAAAGCCAUCGCCUCGAAAGGUGCGUGCAAUACGAUCUCUUGCCAUUGGAGUCGGACUUGACUAAGAAAUCAUAGUAGCCAAGCUAGCUCCCACAGCAAGGUAAUGCCAUCGUCACAUCA
Linum tenue is the source of this 4103-nucleotide messenger RNA. The record is from the annotation of a GenBank genome assembly. NCBI's taxonomy places the organism in Eukaryota, Viridiplantae, Streptophyta, Magnoliopsida, Malpighiales, Linaceae.